AUGGCUGAUCUCUCCGCCAACAUUGUUUCCGACGAGCACGCCUCGCCCUCCCAGGACGAACUGCAGCAGGCCGGCAAUGGUGCUGGUAUCGACCGCAAGCGAUCACGCAUGAGCGCCGCUGGCGACGACGACGACGACGAUGAUGACAAGCCAAAUCGUGAGCGUCGCAAGAUCGAAAUCAAAUUUAUCCAGGACAAGUCGCGUCGUCACAUCACCUUUUCGAAGCGUAAGGCCGGUAUCAUGAAGAAGGCUUACGAAUUGUCCGUCUUGACUGGUACCCAAGUACUGCUGCUCGUGGUCUCCGAAACUGGUCUCGUUUACACAUUCACUACUCCCAAGCUACAACCCCUGGUGACCAAGCCAGAGGGUAAAAACCUCAUUCAGGCCUGCCUCAAUGCGCCUGAACCUUCUGCCGAAAAUGGUGUCGACGCCACCGACGUUCCCGCUGAGUCACCAGAAGAUGUCUCUCAUAGCACCGUCAACGCACAGCAGCCUCGUGCAGGUGGUAUCCAGCCUGGAUAUAUGACACAUGAACAACAGCAACAGAUGGCCUACUAUCAAAAUCUCCAGCAACAGCAAGCGCAAGCUGGCGGGCAGUACCCAGGAAUGCCCGUUGGAACUAGAAUGCCACCACAACAUCCGUCCACUGCUUAA
Molecule: messenger RNA, 654 nt
Organism: Talaromyces atroroseus
Lineage: Eukaryota; Fungi; Ascomycota; Eurotiomycetes; Eurotiales; Trichocomaceae
Exons: 3
Coding region: 1-654 (217 amino acids)
Biological process (GO): positive regulation of transcription by RNA polymerase II
Molecular function (GO): RNA polymerase II cis-regulatory region sequence-specific DNA binding; protein dimerization activity; DNA-binding transcription factor activity, RNA polymerase II-specific
Source: RefSeq, a predicted model, not a curated record